AUGUCCGAGAGGAAAAAAAUUAUAAUAGCUUUGGCUACACAACAUAAAGUAGUUUGCGUUCAAGAGGCAGGCGAUCUUAAAAAUCAUUAUAGUGAACUCACAUCCUUUGGUCAAAAUUGUUCUGAAUUGGCACAGGAUAGCUUUGAAGAUGAUUCGUUGGAUCAACAAGAGACACAUACCUUUAAAAAUAUAAAUGAAUUUACAUUACAUAGUAAUAAUUCUGUCCCAGAUCAGAGUAACUCAAAAUGCAGUACUUUGGAACAACACGUAGAGAUCUUUGAAAACCAAAAUUAUGAUUAUAAUAACAUCUGUGCCAAAGAAAAAGAUUUAUUUGAAAUGCAACCAUAUUCUGUAAGCAAAAUUACUGAUGAAACAAAGAAAGUUAGUGCAAAAGUUUAUUUCGAAAUGAAACCCCUAUCCCCAAUUAAUGAAGUGGAAUAUGGUCGCCGAGAAUUAUUGUUCACAGAGUUGCAAUCACCAUCCUCGACUAAAAACGAUUAUGUAAGACAAGAAAGUCAAACUGUUUGUACUAACAAGAGCUUAAAUGAAACGAAUUUGACUAAAACUUAUUCCAAAGAACAGUCAACACCUCAGAAUGAUAAUACAGAUGAUUUUCACCAAUAUGAAGAAGCUUGCGACCAAUCUGCUUCUUUUAAUAGACACCAAGACUAUCCUAACUCAAUUAAAGUUUAUUGCGCUGAUAUGCAAAAAGUGUUGCUGCUUCCAAAGUUGUCACUAAAAUCUUCAGUUUUUGUAAGCAAGUUAGUUGUUUUCAAUGAAACAUUUGCGUCUUUAACCAAAGAUGAAGAAAAUAUUUGCAUUUUAUGGCAUGAAGCCAUAAGUGGUCGCACAGCGGAAGAUGUAGCAUCAGCUUAUUGCGCGAUUAUUCAACGAGCCUCAGUAGAAGUGGAACACUACGAAUUUUGGUGCGACAACUGUAUUGGCCAAAAUAAAAAUUGGAAACUAUUUACAUCAUUUGUAGUAAUUGCUAAUUCUAAUUGGGGUCCUCAAAGUAUCACAUUAAAAUAUUUUGAGCCCGGACACUCCUAUAUGAGGGCCGACAGUGUCCAUGGAAACAUUGGCAAGUCGUGGAAAAAGAAAAGCAACAUAUAUGACAUGAACGAACUAAAUGAACUAAUAUUGAAAACGUCCCGAAAAAAUAAAACACUAAUAAUGAAACAUGAUGAUUUUUAA
Messenger RNA from Psylliodes chrysocephalus, 1194 nucleotides. The record is from the annotation of a GenBank genome assembly. NCBI's taxonomy places the organism in Eukaryota, Metazoa, Arthropoda, Insecta, Coleoptera, Chrysomelidae.